GCGAAGUCGUGUUCUUUUGUUUCCCGCGCAGCUAAUUUGUAUCAGAAAUUUUAAUUGUCGCUUUGUAUAUGUUAUUAUCACAGAGAUCCGGUUCAGAAAAGCCGCAUGCAAUUACUUCGAGCCUUUUUGUAUAUUUAAAAGGAGAUUGAUACUUUUUGUGCCACCAGAGACUGAUAACAUUGAUAACAGCUGACUUGAAAUGACGCGUGGUGUUUUGCGGUUGUGUGCAUUCGGAGGCGAAUCGAUAUUACAACUUCCUAAGGCUAAGGCACAUCCCCUGCGUUUGUUCUCAUAUAGUGUCCGUGUUACACAGAAAGACAGCAAAACAGCAUCUGCUGCAGUUGGAAUUCCAUAUAAGAACCUAAUAGUAGGUGUCCCAAAGGAAAGGUGGAUUAAUGAGAGACGUGUCGCUGUUACCCCCGCUGUUACCGCUUCGCUGGUUAAAAAAGGAUUCAAUGUUAAUGUCGAAGCAGGAGCCGGAUUGGAAGCAAAAUUUCGCGACAGUGAAUAUGUUUCAGCUGGAGCCAAAAUUGUCGAAAAAGAAAAAGCAUUCCAAUCUGAUAUCAUUCUUAAGGUUAGACAACCGAUGGAUACUGAAAUUACAGCAAUGAAGGCCAAUUCCACAUUGAUUUCCUUUUUAUAUCCAUCUCAAAACAAGGAUUUAAUCGACAAAUUAGCUCAGCAGAAACUCACUGCCUUUGCGAUGGAUGCAAUCCCACGUAUCUCCCGUGCACAAGUUUUUGAUGCGCUAUCUUCGAUGGCCAACAUAUCUGGAUACCGAGCUGUGAUCGAAGCGGCUAAUCACUUUCCGCGCUUUUUUACUGGUCAAAUUACAGCAGCUGGUAAAGUACCUCCCGCAAAAAUUCUAGUAAUUGGCGGUGGAGUUGCUGGUUUGGCUGCUAUAGGACAGGCUCGUGGUAUGGGUGCUAUCGUCAGGGCUUUUGACACUCGUCCUGCUGUGAAGGAGCAGGUCGAAAGUAUGGGUGCCGAAUUUUUGACAAUUAAUAUUCAUGAAGAUGGAUCAACCGCAGGAGGAUACAGCAAAGAAAUGAGUAAAGAGUUCAUUGAAGCAGAAAUGGCAUUGUUUGCUAAACAAUGUAAGGAAGUAGAUGUAGUUAUUACUACGGCUUUGAUUCCGGGAAAGAAGGCACCAGUAUUAAUUACUGAAGAAAUGGUUAAAUCUAUGAAACCGGGAAGUGUGAUUGUAGAUUUAGCAGCUGAAGCAGGUGGAAAUGUAGCAACAAUUGUUCCUGGGGAAGUGAAAGUUAUUCAUGACGUCGUUCAUAUUGGUUUAACAGAUUUUCCAAGUCGGCUUCCUACACAAAGCUCUACUCUGUAUGCGAACAACAUUUCAAAGUUUUUGCUCUCCAUGAGUGAAAAGGACAGUUUUGUUAUCAAACUGGAGGAUGAGGUAGUCCGAGGAAGUAUGGUCUUGCAGAAUGGUAAUCUGAUGUGGCCACCGCCAGUGAUUGCUGUAUCGGCAAAACCUCCACCUGCUGUAGCUGCACCAGUUGUGAAGACUGAGCCGCCACCUUCAAAUGUAUUCAACGAUACCUUGAAAACCAGUUUGAUGUAUACAUCCGGUUUAGGCAGUUUGCUUGGCCUUGGUGCCAUUGCACCUAAUCCGGCGUUCACAACAAUGAUGACGACUUUUGCUAUGUCUGGUAUCGUAGGUUAUCACACUGUUUGGGGAGUUACACCUGCGCUGCACUCACCUCUUAUGUCCGUUACAAAUGCGAUUUCUGGAAUAACAGCUGUUGGCGGUCUUCUACUCAUGGGUGGUGGUGUUACUCCUACAAACACAAUUGAGACUUUGGCCGCUAGUGCUGCUCUUAUUUCAUUUAUCAACAUAUUUGGAGGUUUUCUAGUAACUCAGCGCAUGUUAGAUAUGUUCAAAAGACCAACUGAUCCACCAGAGCACAACUAUUUGUUUGGAAUCCCUGCUGCCGUAUUUUUAGGAGGAUAUGGGCUUGCUAUGCUUCAAGAAAUGCCAGAAAUUCAUCAGAUGACUUAUCUCGCUUCUAGUUUAUGUUGCAUAGGUGCUUUAGUAGGACUUUCAUCUCAGAAGACUUCUCGUCUAGGAAAUGCUCUUGGAAUGAUUGGUGUUACGGGUGGAAUCGCCGCUACUUUGGGCCAUAUGGCACCUAGUACAGACGUUCUUAUGCAAAUGGGGGGCGUUACUGGAAUUGGUGCAUUGAUUGGAUCUAUUAUAGCCAAGAGAAUUCAAAUCACCGACCUCCCUCAAUUAGUGGCAGCCUUUCAUAGUUUAGUCGGUGCUGCAGCAGUGUUAACUUGCGUUGCUACAUACAUGCAUGAUUUCCCUACUUUGGCAACGGAUCCGGCUGCCAAUGUUCUAAAGACAGCGUUGUUUUUGGGAACCUACAUAGGAGGUGUAACAUUUAGUGGUUCUUUAGUUGCAUACGGAAAGCUACAAGGGUUUUUGAAUUCCGCUCCAUUGCUGUUACCCGGUCGUCAUUAUCUCAACGCAGGAUUACUGGCAGGAAAUAUUGGUGCAAUGGGUCUAUUUUUCAUGGAACCAACACUGACAGGAGGAUUGGGUCUGUUAGGUACCACAGCUGCAUUAUCAACAGCUAUGGGAGUCACACUAACGGCAGCUAUUGGAGGAGCUGACAUGCCUGUUGUAAUUACCGUGCUUAAUUCAUACUCUGGCUGGGCCUUGUGCGCCGAAGGGUUUAUGUUAAACAACAAUCUGAUGACUAUCGUUGGAGCAUUGAUUGGCUCCUCUGGCGCUAUUUUGUCUUAUAUAAUGUGCAAAGCUAUGAAUCGGUCAUUGCCUAACGUAAUUUUGGGCGGAUACGGCACAUCAUCUACAGGUGGAGGAAAACCUGCGGAGAUUGUCGGAACGCACACAGAAGUUAAUGUGGAUGGCGUAGUCGACAUGAUCAGAAAUUCGAAAAAUAUCAUUAUUACUCCGGGAUACGGCUUAUGUGUGGCGAAGGCACAGUAUCCGAUUGCAGAAAUGGUUAGCAUUUUAAAAUCGCAAGGAAAGAAGGUUCGUUUCGGAAUCCAUCCUGUUGCGGGUAGAAUGCCUGGACAAUUAAAUGUCUUACUGGCGGAGGCUGGUGUUCCAUACGAUGAUGUAUUAGAAAUGGAAGAAAUUAAUGAGGACUUCUCUGAUACCGACCUGGCUCUUGUAAUUGGAGCUAAUGACACCGUGAACAGUGCUGCUGAAGAUGAUCCUAAUUCCAUUAUUGCUGGUAUGCCCGUACUUCGUGUGUGGAAAGCCGAUCAGGUUGUUGUCAUGAAACGAUCGCUUGGUGUUGGUUAUGCAGCCGUUGACAACCCAAUUUUCUAUAAACCGAAUACCUCAAUGUUGUUGGGUGAUGCCAAGAAGACUUGCGAUGCUUUAUUAUCCAAGAUUAAAGAAGCCGCACAGUAGUUUCUAGAGUCGAUGAAAUUUGGUUUGUUAUCUCGAAAAAUAUCUUCUAAUUUGGUUUAAUUUGUUGUAUUGUAUGAGAAGAAAAGCCAUUGAGUAUUUGAGCUGCGGAAACAAAUGUGUGUAAAUAUAAAAUAUGAACGAUUCAACUAAACAA
This is a messenger RNA of Wyeomyia smithii (pitcher-plant mosquito), 3554 nucleotides long. RefSeq names its product NAD(P) transhydrogenase, mitochondrial-like. The transcript has 9 exons. Gene Ontology annotation, molecular function: NAD binding; NADP binding. Gene Ontology annotation, biological process: proton transmembrane transport; NADPH regeneration. Bases 200 to 3400 code for a protein of 1066 amino acids. Gene Ontology annotation, cellular component: mitochondrial inner membrane. Lineage: Eukaryota; Metazoa; Arthropoda; Insecta; Diptera; Culicidae. The record is from RefSeq and is a predicted model, not a curated record.